UUAAUAUUUCCAAUAAGCGAAACGCAGCGUUUUGGUCUAUGGUGUCCUCUGGCUGCAAAAGAGCCUUCGACGAUGGUUUCGCUGUGUGAGCAGAGAGCAGCGACAUCGAGUCCCUGGAUGAAGUGCAAGCCAUGCUGGCGGCUACCCUCUCUUUCCCUUCACCAAUCUCUGCAUAUUGUAAAACCUAUCAAAGCUUGGACCUCAGCCUCAGAGCAUCAAUCGUCAAUUAUCCUCUUGCAAGCAGAAUCUUCGUCAGAAGGGUGGAAUUGGGGACCAAGUGGCUUACUGGUAGAAAUCUUUUUGUAUUAGAUUUGCCAUAUUCCACCAAAGAAAGCUGUUUGCAGAAGGAAUUUGCAAAUUUUGGCCAAAUAGCUAAAGUUAAGCUUGUCAAGGAUGAUUUCACAAAAAGAUCAAAAGGAUAUGCAUUUAUUCAAUAUACCUCUCAGGAUGAUGCAAUGCUCGCUGUAGAGAACAUGGAUCAACAGGUAUUUGGUGGCAGGCUGAUAUAUGUUGAAAUAGCAAAACCUGGGAAAGACAGGUUCAGAAGAUAUCCUAAAACCUCAGGACCCCCAACGGAUAAGCAGCACUUACAAGAAACAAAUGACGUGGCAGACUGCUGGUACUAAUCAAAUCCAGUUUAAUCACAAGAAAAGUUGUGGGACAAAAGGUGACGUCCUGAAUGACAGCACCAAGUAGCACUACCAUUCAAGAAGAAUUAUCUUGUUAAGUUGGUUUGCCAGGCAAGUGUUGAAUUAUUAUGGCUUCUGGCUGAAAUUGCUGCUUAAUCAAAUAAACAAAAAGGGUGAUACAGUUUUCAUGACAGUUCUAUCUGUCCUCCUUAAUGUGAUAAGGGAAUUUCCACAUGAAUGCCUAUUGUUCUUGAUUAAAGUUACUGGUUUUGCGUUUAAUACUUAAAAAGAAGAUAGGUCUGUGUUUUGUGGCU
This is a messenger RNA of Theobroma umbraticum, 943 nucleotides long. Its product is annotated as RNA-binding (RRM/RBD/RNP motifs) family protein. The record is from RefSeq and is a predicted model, not a curated record. Gene Ontology annotation, molecular function: U1 snRNA binding; mRNA binding. Gene Ontology annotation, biological process: mRNA splicing, via spliceosome. Gene Ontology annotation, cellular component: precatalytic spliceosome; U2-type prespliceosome; U1 snRNP. Lineage: Eukaryota; Viridiplantae; Streptophyta; Magnoliopsida; Malvales; Malvaceae.